AUGGAUUCAUCGGAUGAAGAAUGCAAUAAUUCUUCUCUUAAAAUUAAUGUAGGACAAACCUUUCACACAUGGGAGGACGCAGAAAAAUUUCUAAAUGAAUAUGGAUUGGAAAAAGGGUUUAGUAUUCGAAGAAGACGUACUGAAAGUCAAAUUUCGGAUAAUGGUAAUAAAAUGAUACAAAGAGUUGGCUGGGAGUGUGGUAAUGCAGGUAAAAAUUUUUCAAAAACUACAUUGAUGAUUUCUUUUACUACUGUGUUUGAUGAACACAAUCAUACAAUGAUACCUUCACCUUCGGCUAAUAUUGCUAAAUAUCGUAAACUUGGUGAAGAUAUGAUUCAAUUUAUUAAAUUUUGUGUAGAUGGUAUAACAAGUGCACAAAAUAUUGGUCGUCUUUUGAGAGGAAAAUUUCCUGGAAGAAAGAUUCAUCAGAAAAAUCUUUAUAAUGCUAUUCAAGCUGCAAAAAAGAAACUAGGAACAGGAAAUUUAAUACCAAGAGUUGUAUUCACUGAUUUUGAUCCAGCAAUGGCUAAUGCAAUAUCUUUAGAAUUUUCAGAUUUUAUUCAUUGUUUAUGUUCUAAGGUUUAUAAUCCAAUAUUACAAGAAAUUAAUAGUACUCAACAGAAUUAUGAUCGAGCUCAAGGUUUAAUCCAAAAAUCAAUUAAUAUAGCAAUUGCUGUUAAUUCUUAUGAUAAAUUUAUAGGUAUUUGUCAUGGAUUUAUAUUGGAUAAGCAAAGGAAUCAAAAAUUAAAAAUAGAAAUAGAAGAUGUUGCUAAUAUUAAGAAUCCUAUAAUUACUACAUGA
Funneliformis geosporum is the source of this 801-nucleotide messenger RNA. NCBI's taxonomy places the organism in Eukaryota, Fungi, Glomeromycota, Glomeromycetes, Glomerales, Glomeraceae. The record is from the annotation of a GenBank genome assembly.